Pteropus alecto (black flying fox) is the source of this 1104-nucleotide messenger RNA. RefSeq names its product Wnt family member 8B (gene WNT8B). Lineage: Eukaryota; Metazoa; Chordata; Mammalia; Chiroptera; Pteropodidae. Gene Ontology annotation, molecular function: frizzled binding; cytokine activity. The record is from RefSeq and is a predicted model, not a curated record. Bases 1 to 1104 code for a protein of 367 amino acids. The transcript has 6 exons. Gene Ontology annotation, cellular component: extracellular region. Gene Ontology annotation, biological process: neuron differentiation; multicellular organism development; canonical Wnt signaling pathway.
AUGGGUGGAGCUCGAGUUGGGGGAGGUGGGAUUUCAGAGAAUCCUCUGGACGGAGUGACGUUUGUUAUUCAGUUUGAUGACGUCACAGCUAUGGUGGCGCUGUGUCUGACGCACUGGUCAGUGAACAAUUUCCUGAUGACUGGUCCAAAGGCUUACCUGAUCUACUCCAGCAGCGUGGCAGCUGGUGCCCAGAGUGGUAUUGAAGAAUGCAAAUACCAGUUUGCCUGGGACCGCUGGAACUGCCCCGAGAGAGCCCUGCAGCUGUCCAGCCAUGGCGGCCUUCGCAGUGCUAAUCGGGAGACAGCAUUUGUACAUGCCAUCAGUUCUGCUGGGGUCAUGUACACUCUGACUAGAAACUGCAGCCUUGGGGAUUUUGACAACUGUGGCUGUGAUGACUCCCGCAAUGGACAACUGGGAGGUCAAGGCUGGCUGUGGGGAGGCUGCAGUGACAACGUGGGCUUCGGAGAGGCAAUAUCCAAGCAGUUCGUCGACGCCUUGGAGACAGGACAGGAUGCCCGGGCUGCCAUGAACCUGCACAACAACGAGGCCGGCCGCAAGGCGGUGAAGGGCACCAUGAAACGCACGUGUAAGUGCCACGGCGUGUCUGGCAGCUGCACCACGCAGACUUGCUGGCUGCAGCUCCCCGAGUUCCGUGAGGUGGGUGCGCACCUGAAGGAAAAGUAUCACGCAGCUCUCAAGGUGGACCUGCUGCAAGGUGCUGGCAACAGCGCGGCGGGCCGUGGUGCCAUCGCCGACACUUUCCGUUCCAUCUCCACUCGGGAGCUGGUGCACUUGGAGGACUCCCCAGACUACUGCCUGGAGAACAAAACACUAGGACUGCUGGGCACCGAAGGCCGAGAGUGCUUGCGACGCGGGCGGGCCCUGGGCCGCUGGGAGCGCCGCAGCUGCCGCCGGCUCUGCGGGGACUGUGGGCUGGCAGUAGAGGAGCGCCGCGCGGAGACCGUGUCCAGCUGCAACUGCAAGUUCCACUGGUGCUGCGCUGUCCGCUGCGAGCAGUGCCGCCGGCGAGUCACCAAGUACUUCUGUAGUCGCGCCGAGCGGCCGCGUGGGGGCGCGGCGCACAAACCCGCGAGAAAACCCUAA